Phoenix dactylifera (date palm) is the source of this 1751-nucleotide messenger RNA. It is a transcript of the gene GATL4, whose product is annotated as galacturonosyltransferase-like 4. The record is from RefSeq and is a predicted model, not a curated record. Gene Ontology annotation, cellular component: Golgi apparatus. Gene Ontology annotation, molecular function: glycosyltransferase activity. Lineage: Eukaryota; Viridiplantae; Streptophyta; Magnoliopsida; Arecales; Arecaceae.
UGCCUCCCAUGGUUUCUCUUCUCCUCCUUCGCCCUUAACAAGCCCUCGCUCCCCACCCAAUCAAGGCAGGCAGGAUGGCCUCUUCCUCCCCUCUUUAUUGCCUCCAUGGCCUCCUGUCCUUGUCCUCCUCCAUCUUACUCCCCAUUCUUCUUUUCCAACAUUAUGCCAUCGUUGAGGUUGCCCCCAUCCGUAUUGACAUCAUUCGACGCCCAUCCAUGAUUCCAGCUGUCCCUACCUUUCGAGAGGCCCCUGCUUUUCGCAAUGGUGAUGAGUGCCCCCCACCAUCUAUUGCAGGGCUUGUCAAUAUUGCCAUGACUUUAGAUGCCAACUACCUACGUGGAACCAUAGCUGCUGUCCUCUCUAUCUUGCAGCAUACCUCCUGCCCGGAGAGCGUCGUCUUCCACUUUCUUGCAGCUCGGCUCGAGCCUGACAUCUUGACUAGCAUCCGUUCUACUUUUCCUUACCUCGACUUUCAUGUCUACCGCUUUGAGAGCAAUCGUGUGCGCGGUCGCAUCUCUCGAUCCAUCCGCCAUGCUCUUGACCAGCCACUUAACUAUGCUCGUAUCUAUCUUGCCGAGAUCCUCCCUCCUGAAGUCACGCGCAUUAUUUACCUUGACUCUGAUGUCAUUGUUGUUGAUGACAUUCGCCAGUUGUGGGAGGCGGAGCUUGGGAACCACGUCAUGGCCGCGCCUGAGUACUGCCAUACCAACUUCACCAAGUACUUCACCGAUGCCUUUUGGUUAGACCCGGAGCUUGCAAAAACCUUCGAUGGCCGACAGCCUUGCUACUUCAAUACUGGAGUGAUGGUGAUGGAUGCUGAGAAGUGGAGACAAGGAGGUUACACCAAGAUGGUGGAGGAUUGGAUGGAAGUACAGAAGCAAAAAAGAAUCUACCACCUCGGCUCUUUGCCACCAUUCUUGUUGGUCCUUGCUGGCAACAUCAAAGCUGUCGACCAUCGUUGGAACCAGCAUGGGUUGGGUGGAGACAACAUUGAGGGAAAAUGUCGAAACCUGCAUCCAGGUCCCAUUAGUCUCCUUCAUUGGAGCGGUAAGGGAAAGCCAUGGCUUCGACUAGACUCAAGAAAGCCUUGCACUGUGGAUUAUCUUUGGGCCCCUUAUGAUCUAUAUAGGUCUUCAUCACCCACACUAGAAGAAUGACCAAGAGAGAUGGAAGAGAGGAGAUAAAAUAGAACAAAAAAAAUGAGUAGAAUAGGAGAGGAAGAAUUUUUUUCCUUAACUUCUGAGAAGGAAAGUUAAAAUGGAAGGAGAAAGCAGAGAGAUAUUUAAUGUAGGAGAAGACAUUUGCAAUCUAACAAUGUUUGGUAAUUGAUACUUGCAAAAAAGUUGGGAGAAGUCAUUCCACUUUGUUGAUCAGGAGGUUGAUGAAAGAGGCCUUUUACUAGGAAGUGACUAGGGGGGGUGGGGAAAGAGAGAGAGGUGCUGCUACUAAGUAGGCCACUAGAUGGUCUUCAAGAACAAGCUAAUCAUGAGGGAUGAUAGCUUUGGGUUUUCCUCUUUUUUGUAUUUAUUUGUUUUUGUUCUUUGGCUAGAUUUGGUUGUAGUUGUUUUGUCUUUUGAGUCAAUGAUGUAAAAGGACAACCAAAAUUAUUGCUUGUAGUACUUGUGCAUGAUAAAUAUAUAGUGAUUGUGGUGAUGUGUAAAGGAAUUAGAAAGAGUAGAGUGUUUGUAAAUUAAAUUGACCUAGAGUUCUUAUGCACACAAUUAUGAAAACCUAAUUUCUGAUUUCUACAA